AUGACAGGAUACACAAGAGUUGUCGCGUGUUUGUGGCUUCUGUGCACUCUAGCAAGUGCUUUAAAGCGUGAAAUUUCCACUAGGAACAAUCGAACAUGCGUUUCAUGCCAUUUUGUUUCCUCCUCCGUUAGCCCCCUACUUUUUCUUUCGCAAAAGCAAAAACCGUUCCUCGAGGCUCGGUCUGGAGACUAUUGGUUUUACUCUAAUGACGAGAACGAUGAUGAGCCAGUGGCGUGGGAGAUGGAUAUUAUUUUCAUUUCCAGACCAGACUUGGAGAUUGUUGACAUGACCGACUGGGGCUCGUAUUAUAGUUGUUGGGACGAUAUGCCUGCGCGAACACAAGAGAAUCAAACAGAAAUUCAAAAAUUUGCCCUGGAUGAAGUUCUGGCCAAAGGCAUGAACCAAUCUGCAAUUAUGUCUUUCAAACUCACCCCCGAAAAUAAUAUCACUGGACAUUACCCAAUACCUUCCUCUGGGUAUUACUGUGCCGUUGCGACUUCGAAAGCUAGCGUUAGAGAUUUUUCCAUGUUUGCCGAGGUUAACUAUCAUGGAUCCCUUGGGGAAUUGGACAGCGAUGACCACAGGUACAUGUACAUCUAUGCUUUUUCAAGCUUCGUCUACUUCUUUGGUUCCAUCUGGUAUUUCUACUACGUCUUUCUCAGGAGAAAAUACACGACAAACGAUUACCUUGCUAUUGGAAGCACGAAAUCACAACUGAAAAAUGCAGAGAUUCAGCUGCGUAUACUGAUGUACAUGCUUGGAUGCUCUCUAGUCUACUUCAUGUCAACGAGCCACUUAUACCACUUGAAUAAGAAUGGCCCUGAGACCAGCUCCAAAGGAUCUCUACUAGACUUUGCUUCUACGGCAUUAACGACCCUUUUUUUCUGCUGGGCGUUGUACAAUCUGCUGUUGAUGUCAUCGGGAUACCUUUUCACCUCAGGAUCAAAAGAUAAACGAGUCGUCUGGUUCAUAAGAUUGGUAACCAUUUCCACUCUUGUGGGUGGCUUGCUUUCAGGUUAUGGUUCGGCAUUCCGGCGUGGGGGGAGGUGGAGGCGGCGCUGGCACAGCCGUUCUAUAUUUCUGAAAUUACUGCAUACGUGUACUUUCUUGGAGUAUGUGGUCAGUUUUGUCUUUGGCUCCUAUUUAUCUAUCAAGACAUUCUCCGAAUUACGUUUGCACGGAAGAAGAGCAACUGCAAACAGAUUCAUCGCAACAGUGUUAAUCAUUAUCUUGCCAAUUGUACUUGACGGGUUCGGCCGCGAUGUGAUAUACAUCGAGCCCAUAUCCUCUCUGAUGUACGACAUCCUAGAAUUCAGAUCUGCCAGUCAUAUUUCUCACUUAGCUGCCACGGUUGCAGUGGCUUUCUUGUGGAGGGAUACAUCAUUGGAAUCAGAAAUGGUUUUGAAACAAGAAUGA
Molecule: messenger RNA, 1416 nt
Organism: Kuraishia capsulata CBS 1993
Lineage: Eukaryota; Fungi; Ascomycota; Pichiomycetes; Pichiales; Pichiaceae
Exons: 1
Coding region: 1-1416 (471 amino acids)
Source: RefSeq, a predicted model, not a curated record